UUCAUUGUUUGUUCGUCCCCACAUACCCCUCUCUAGGAGAGUAGACGACGUUCUUUCAUAACUUUGUGGCCAUAAAGGCGCAUUCUUUACGCUGACAUCCUCGUUAUCUGCCGAACGCCAACGCCAUCUGAAUCUAGACAUAUAUCUUAUACUAGUCGUACUAUUUAUUCCUAGUUUACAUCUUCUGAGCAUUUAUCCACAGUUCGACCUAAACGUUCGAGAGAAUGGUGUCGAGUGAAGCUGGUAGCGCGAGUGCGUUGAGGGAUAUAGCAUUUGGUAGUACAGCCGGUAUGAUCGCCAAAGUAUUCGAGCAUCCAUUCGAUCUGAUAAAAGUACGUUUGCAAUCGCAGCCGCUGGACAGGCCGGCAAGGUUCCUAGGACCGAUAGAUUGCUUCAAGCAGACGCUCGCAGGUGAAGGAUUCCUUGGUUUAUACAGAGGUCUCUCUAUGCCUGUAAUAGGUUCGAUGGUGGAGAAUGCUACACUUUUUGUUGUAUAUAAUCAAGCUCAGGACGUUAUUAGGAGUAUGUCCGCUAUCAAGUCUGGCGAAAGUCUCAGCCUCGGUCAGCUCGGUAUAGCGGGCGGUGUAGCUGGCGGUGUGACAUCUUUUGUCCUUACGCCUAUCGAAUUCAUCAAAUGUAGAAUGCAAGUGCAAAUGUUGUCACAUAUGGCUUCGGCUCAGUCACCUCAUCCGGCUAAGACAAAAGUACCAGGUGCAGUUAGUCUCUUCCUCGACACCCUUAAGACACGUGGUGCCUCUGGUUUAUGGUUAGGCCAGACCGGUACCUUUAUCAGAGAAGCUGGUGGCAGUGUCGCCUGGUUCGGAGCCUACGAGUUCCUUAGCAGGUCUUUCCUUCCUAAUGGCUCGACUGAUAAAUCACAACUUAAAACGUGGCAGCUUGUCACUUCCGGUGCCAUCGCGGGUGUCUCUUACAACGUCAUUUGCUUCCCAGCUGAUAGCGUUAAGUCAGCUUUGCAGACAUCGGACGAACUCGGUGGUCAGGUAGUAAAGAAAAGGUUCUUCCAGACUGGUAUGGAGAUCUACAGGAGCAGGGGUCUCGCUGGUUUGUAUGCAGGUAUGGGUGUCACUAUCGCCAGGAGUGCUCCAUCGUCAGCGAUGAUUUUCACCAUCUAUGAAUUCCUCAACCAGACGUUUUAACAAUGCUGAUUAUUAAUAAAUAGAAGAAUAUAGAUGUACAUAAACAUGCAGGGUU
This is a messenger RNA of Wallemia mellicola CBS 633.66, 1212 nucleotides long. RefSeq names its product putative mitochondrial ornithine carrier protein AmcA/Ort1. NCBI's taxonomy places the organism in Eukaryota, Fungi, Basidiomycota, Wallemiomycetes, Wallemiales, Wallemiaceae. Gene Ontology annotation, molecular function: L-ornithine transmembrane transporter activity. The record is from RefSeq and is a predicted model, not a curated record. Bases 225 to 1157 code for a protein of 310 amino acids. The transcript is spliced from 3 exons. Gene Ontology annotation, biological process: mitochondrial L-ornithine transmembrane transport.